GAUAUAUAGCAUCCCGGAUUACAGUAACCGACAACAUGAUACAUAAAGUUAAAUAGUUUUUCGUUAUUAAAGAAAAGAUGAGAAGAUGGAACAGACACAACUUCUAGUGGGGCGUGGAAAAGUGGUUGAAAAUGACAAAGUUCAUAAGAAAGAAGCCGAACGUUUUCCAAACGUGACGUUAGAAGCUAGUUAUGAUGUUGGAUUGUUUAAAGGUGACUGCAAAGAUGGCAUUUACAACAUAUUGAACGACAUUAUAUUUCAUACAGAUUUUGAUCCGAGCAUCGUUGACCACCUUAUUUCUAGUUGCGUUUUGACCAUUGACGAUGGAGAAGAUAUUAUGCAAGCCAAUACGAGAAUUGAAAAGAAUAGCAUACUUUAUGACAUAUUAUUUGAAAGACCAUACAAUUUUUUAGCGCCACUUCAGCAAGCAGCAAUAGACGUCAAAAACACAGAAAUACAGUCGAUAUUGGAGAAAAACGGCUUUGUAGAACAGGAAAUAAAUUUUCCACCUGUCAAAUACUCAGAUGAUAUCAAGGAUGAUUCUGUUCGUUUACAAAAAUGUUACAAAAUUAUAGUUGAAGAUCUUGAUAGUAUAGAACCCAUAGAUAAGCUUGUAGAGUUUGGUGUUUUGAGUCCUGAACACAUUGAGGUACUAAAAGCCUGUCGUACACCACGAGAAACUAAUAGGAAACUUUUACGGACACUUAUGUUCAAAUUUAAAGACGGAUACCUGAACUUUCUAAAAUCACUAAAGGAUGACUGUGUUCAUGAAGAUAUGGCUGAAAAAAUCAUGCAAACGGAAGUUACAGAAAAGGAUAGACAUCUAUUACAAAUAGGAAUCUUUGCAAGAAAGAGAAUAUAUAAAAACAAGCAAAUCAAAGAAUCAGUUCAGAAAGUAAUAAUAGACGUGAAGUCAACAGUAUCGAAAAGUGAUCAUGACAGGAUAACAACAGGUUGUGACUUGAUAAAGAUAAUGGAGGACAACAAUAUUGGAACAGACGAUGAGUACCGGGGUCAUGUAAAACAAUUCAUUCAAACUUCGUCGUACACUGCUAUACAACGUUUUGUUUCUGUUGAUGAUUUUCAAACAGAUUCAACGACAAAUGUAGAUUAUAUAUCAAAGGAAGAACAUUUUGACAAAACAUGUAUGAAAGUCGUUGAUAAUUUCAAGGAAACUAUUCAAUUUCGGGAAAUGGUUGAAAAAAUUGAGAAGAACCGCAUAGUCCUUGUCAAAGGUCCAAAUGGUUCAGGAAAAUCACAGUCCUCAUUUGCAUAUGCAAAUCAAUUUUCUGCAACGUUUCCCUCUGCUACAAUCUGGCGAAUUCCAUGUAGUUCUAUGCAAAGUAUGACUAUGUCAUUAUCUAUUUUGAUGACAAAUCUCAAAAUCGACAGCGGAGAAAUGUGCAAUAAAGGGGGUAUUUAUUCGCGUUUUCAUGAUAUGAUCAAAAUGGUCUUUGUCAGAAUGUCUGACAUGAACGACACGAAUCAUCUUAUUAUAUUAGAUGAUAUUGAGUCACCAGAAGAACCCGUUAUUGAUUUGAUAUUGAAAAAGGUAAUUCAAACAAAAAACAUUUAUGUCAUAGGUACGUCAAACCAAAGAUUUAUGAUCACUCAAUACAAAAAGUACGGCAUGAAAAUGAAUAGAAUGACGGACACUGAAGCUUUUUCGUUUUUUGAGUUUGCAGAAUAUAGUAGGGAGGACGUCAUAACAUUAGCCAACAAACUAGAUUGUUUGCCGUUAGCGCUUUCUUUUGCAGCUACUUAUAUAGAAAAUACCCAAACAUCUAUAGAAAAUUAUAUACAUCUGUUAGAAAAUGAUGAAAUAUCCGAACAUAUUUUAGGAGCUGCCUUGGUUUUUCAGCCAUUUAAUUUAAUACUACAAAGACUGCAAAAUGAUCUCACAAAAAAGGUACAGUGUGUGCUGAGCUAUGCGCCGUAUUUUGUGUACGAUAACAUAUCGGUGAUGCUUCUUAAAAGUUUACUACCCGAUUUUUUAUCAGAAGGAGAAAAAGAGGCUGAAAUAAAUAACCUUAUUAUUACUUUAAGCAAGUAUUCUGUUGCAGUAGUUAAGGGUUAUGGUGAGCGACGGAGUAUAUCGAUACAUAGUAUGACUUGUUUGGCGAUUAGAAAAAAUAAAACAAAAGAACAAAUUAAACAAGAAGUAUCUUAUCUUUUGAAACACUACUGUUUCAUUAUGGAUUUAGAUCUUCGUUUAAUCGAAUCUAUCAAACGAAAUGUCUGCUACUUAAGUCAUGCUACUCUUCUCUUAGAAAAGUUUCACUCUUAUUUAGAUACAAAUGUUUUUCAAAUGAAAAUAUAUAAAAGUUUUUUAUGUUGUGCAAUAGGAGUAACAUUCCGUAUGUAUGGAAAUGCAGAAUUAUCAUCAUAUGAAUACCUAGAACGAGCCAAAAAUACAAUUUUCGAUUUAAUAAAGUUUCAACCAAAUAUUUCUGAUUAUCCAUUCACUAGCACAGAUCCCGUGCUUUAUCUAAAGGGUUGUUCCGUUCUACAAAAAGACACAGAGGAUAUAUUUCAUAGAUUAGUAAAAGAAAGUAAAAAAAAAAUUACAAAGGAUUUUGUGCAAACAUUUGUAGCAAACAAAUUCAGGAGUUCAAGAGAUAUUGAACUUUUUGAAAAAUAUUCUAAUGGGGAGAUAAACCAGAAUGAAAUAAAACACUUCAAGUUGGCUUCAUACAAAACUGAAAAAUGGGGAAAUAUGGAAAAAGUAUUUGCUCCUUUUAAAGGUACCAAGGAAACUUUCCUUGUUGAUCUACUUAUAAGUAUUAUGCAUGAAAGUAGUAAAAAUAAGUGGUGGAUGGAAUCGACAAAUAGCAUGGUCACUAAAUAUGGUAACAAUGAAACAAAAAUGGAUAGUCUGACUGACAGUCAAUUUGCAUAUAAUCUCGCAGUCUGGUUGCAGUAUUAUUUCAAAAAAAGUUAUAAAAACUACCUACCAAUUGCUGCUAUAGUAGAACAUCGCGAUGGCAUUAUUAGAUUUUUGAGAUCAGAGAGAAAUGUUUCAACUAAAAAUCUGCACACUAUCAUACAAAGGCUUAAGGAAAUGCAAGGAGAGGGUUCAUCAACUUUGUUCUACAGCUAUGGUGUUUUAAAAAUGGCGCCAAAAUUUACCCUCUAUCAUAAAUGCAUGAUCAAUCGCGCUCUUUUAAGAUGCUGCUUUAUUGAAUGGCGGGAAGGAAAAAGUCAAAAGUGUCUUGAAAAAGCUAUUUUGCAAGCACAAACCUUAAAUGAAAUAGCUAUCACUAUGAAAGAAGAUUGGCUAAUCUGUAUGAUGAUUUACCUUGAAAUUGCUGAAACAUAUCUCCUCUUUCCCACGAAAAACAACAUUGAUCAAGCUAAACAAAAGUACAAAAAAGCAUUUGAACUCCAAUCAACAUUUGGUGGUAUACUUCUGACUACCCAAUACCAUUUCAAUCUUUAUCAGCAAUAUAUUCAUUUUUGCUUGAAAUUUGGCAAUUUAGAAGAUCUCAAUGAUGCACGAAAAAUUUCUGUUGAAAUGAGGGAGAGGUGUGUCCAAAAAAAACGUAAACAAGCAAUUGGAGACAACUUGAUUAAGAUUGAAGAUAGAAACAAAUCAAAGAAAAGAAGAAAGAUUGCCAUUAGUCUACUGGGAAUACUAUUUCUGAUUUUAUCUGUGUUUGCUGGUGUGUGGUUCUUUAUGACCAAGUGAUUCAAUCCUAUCGUUGAUUAAGAACAAUAGAAAAGAUGUGGCCAUGCUAUUGACAUUGAAUAUCUUGAACGUAAAACGAUGACUUUCAUCACAGACGAUUGAACAAGUACUAUGCAUGCUUGACAAAAUAAAAUAAAUAAAUUAGAGUUUCUUAAUAAGUUUGUUACAAAUUAAAUACUUGGAAAACAAAUAAGACGAUACAACGUGAAUUUGUUAACCACAAUGUUAAAUAUAAUGGUUUACUUUCCGUAGACCUAUCAUUAGUAUAAUUGCUUUGUCUUAUGCUUUCAUUUUU
This is a messenger RNA of Mytilus trossulus (common blue mussel), 3983 nucleotides long. RefSeq lists its product as uncharacterized. The record is from RefSeq and is a predicted model, not a curated record. Gene Ontology annotation, molecular function: death domain binding; protease binding. The coding region runs from base 86 to 3688 and encodes 1200 amino acids. The transcript is spliced from 10 exons. NCBI's taxonomy places the organism in Eukaryota, Metazoa, Mollusca, Bivalvia, Mytilida, Mytilidae. Gene Ontology annotation, biological process: regulation of apoptotic process.